AUAUUUUUGGGUGGGGUUAGUUCUUUUUGUCUCUUUGCAUUGCUCGAGCUACAGCUAUUCAGUCACAGACCACAGAGUUACAGAGAUAAAGUUGUGUCUUGUUUACAGCAUUUUCUGAUCAGUUGUUUUUCUCUGAACACAUACAAUAUGCUUCAACAUUUCUUUGGACUUGUUUAUCUCUCGGCAGUUUCACAGCUUGUGAGUUUCGCAGGGACACAUGCUGCUAAAUGUCCUCUUCAGCUCAACCCACAGAGAGUUGUUGUGGAGUACGGCGGUUCUGUGUCAGUUAACUGUAACACUUCUGUCACGCAUCAAGGGAUGGGAUGGGAAGCCAGUGAGGGAGCAGUGCCCAAGAGCAGAGACAAUCUGAUCACAUGGAGAGUGUCAGAACUGAGAGAAUGGGACAUACAGCCAGUCUGUUACCUAAACCUUAAGGAACAGUGUUCAUCAUAUCUCCCAAUAACUAUUUACAAGACUCCAGACAGUGUGUCCAUCAGCACUGUGAAUCACAACGGACCAAUGAUGGAGGGAAACCAGUAUGAGCUUCAGUGUGACGUUCUCAAUGUGGCUCCUGUUCAGUAUCUCACUGUCAAAUGGUACAAAGGACAGACUCUGGUGGAUCAAACCAACUUCACUGACACCACCAUAACUCCAGUGAAUGAAACAAACACACUCCUGAUCCGUCCAAAUAGAGCUGAUGAUGGAGUUCAGUACAGGUGUGAAGCAGAGCUGGAACUGGGAGCAGAAGGACCUCAACCUCCUCCUAAACUCACAUCAGAUCCUCUCAGUGUUGAAGUUUACUAUAAACCACAACACUCCAGUUCAACAGAGACCGUCAGUAUAAGCAAUGAGGUCACACUAAACUGUACAGUGAAGGCAAACCCGGCUCCUACAUACACAUGGGACUCUGAACAUCUGAAAGAGAAGAUCACCUCCUCAGUGCUCCCGUCCUCCAAACUCAGUCCAGGAAAAUACACAUGUAUCGCCACAAACUCUCAGGGAGGAGACAGCAAAGUGUUUAUCGUCAAAUCUACAGGUAGUCGUCCCACAUUCUGGACUGUUCUCAUUUUCUUCCAGUUGCUUUUUGCAUUAAUAAUUGUCAUUUAGGAGAAAAAUAGUCACAAAAGUUUUUUUUUUCUCUCCAAAAUGUGACUAAUCUGCAUGGAGUCUAUAAAAAUUCCAUUGACUUGUAGCGCUUCACUGAUCAUGUGUAUGAAGUCAAUGUAAAUUCAUGACUUGAUAUACAUGAUCAGGGAAACUGCUAUUACACAUCACUUUUAUAUAUAAAUAAAUGCCUGCCUUUAGAUGUCAGCAUGAAAUGUAACAUCCAAUUUUGAUCUGUACAUUUUCUUGAACGUUCAUUUGGAUUUUUUAAGAUUAUUUUUGGAAUUAUUGGGAAAAAAAAUUACCACUAUGAAUGACAAAAAUUCUAGCAAAUAUUAUUGCCUUAAAAUAAAUAAUAUUUUGUAGGCGAAUAUAUUAUUUUUUAAUUAUUGAUACCAUUUAUCUGUCACGAAUACAUGUGACGCAUAGCAUUUAAUAACUUUUUAAAAAAAAAAACAGUAAUAUCAAGAUUUCAGGUUAAACUGUUUUCCUGCCUGCCUGUCUUUUGUAUUAAAAAAAAAAAAAAAAAAAAAAAAUCUAUGUUUACUUUGAGUUGAUGUUGAGUGUAAAAUCUGGAUCCCAAAGAAAAGAAAAACAAACAAAUAACAACUAAGAACCACUGAUGUACAUGACAUGAUUCUAAAAGAAAACCAAAGCUGGAGUAAAUAGCAUUUUUUGUUUUGUUUUGUUUUUUGUUUUGUUUUUUACAUUUUUAUUGUUUAUAACAUCAGUUUUCUAGUAUAUUUGUUUGUCAGCUUGUAAUACCUCAUUAAUCAUUCAUUGUAUCUUUUAAAUUUCUUCUGUACUCUGUGUGAAUGUGAGCCGAGCACAAGUUCAAUUGUGCCACUUCCUGUCAGCAGAGUACAAAGACUGUAAAAGCCAUUUUAACUCUGCACAAGAUGUUUUGGAGAGCACAAGAAAAUUGUUUUGAACAACUGUAUAGCAGCAAAAUAAACUUCUUUGCCGUUAA
Messenger RNA from Ctenopharyngodon idella (grass carp), 2074 nucleotides. RefSeq names its product muscle, skeletal receptor tyrosine protein kinase-like. Gene Ontology annotation, biological process: cell-cell adhesion. Gene Ontology annotation, molecular function: integrin binding. NCBI's taxonomy places the organism in Eukaryota, Metazoa, Chordata, Actinopteri, Cypriniformes, Xenocyprididae. Gene Ontology annotation, cellular component: membrane. The transcript is spliced from 5 exons. The coding region runs from base 148 to 1107 and encodes 319 amino acids. The record is from RefSeq and is a predicted model, not a curated record.